Messenger RNA from Acyrthosiphon pisum (pea aphid), 1330 nucleotides. RefSeq names its product cathepsin B-1674. Lineage: Eukaryota; Metazoa; Arthropoda; Insecta; Hemiptera; Aphididae. Gene Ontology annotation, molecular function: cysteine-type peptidase activity. The transcript has 6 exons. The record is from RefSeq and is marked validated. Bases 98 to 1102 code for a protein of 334 amino acids. Gene Ontology annotation, biological process: proteolysis.
UAGUUUAGUAACAACUUACUGUUGUGCAGUUAUCUCUAUAGUCGAUAUAAGUAUUAGGUUCCAUUGAAUAUAUUUUGUGUGUUUAUAAGUUAACACCAUGGCUAAGGUUUUAUUUUUGGUUUCCACAAUGCUUCUGAAUUCAUACUUAUCGGAACAAGCAACAUUAUUUCACGAUGACAAUAUUAUCGAUAAAUCAGUCAUGGGAACUGAUACAUUAAAGGUCGGAGAAAAUGUUGGUCCCAAUUCAGUGGAAGAAGAACAUUUGAUGUUGUCAGGAACAAGGGGAGUUGAAGCCACUUCUAAAUCAAAAAUGCUACACAAAACCCGCAAUCGCAGGUGCUUUAGGGUAGAAAUAGACCACCAGAUUGACCAGGAAUUUGAUGCAAGAAAACGCUGGCCCCACUGCAAAACAAUUGGUGAAGUCCACAAUGAUGGAAACAGCCUCUUAUCUUGGGCUUAUGUCCCCACCGGAGUAUUCGCAGACAGAAUGUGCAUAGCAACUAAUGGAACGUACAAUCAACUCCUAUCCACCGAAGAGCUAAUUUCCUGCAGUGGUAUAAAGGAGGAUGAAUUCGGUAGCGUUAAUGAUGACUAUGUUUGGGAAUAUUUAAAAAAUCACGGCUUAGUCUCCGGUGGAAAAUACAACACUAACAAUGGAUGUCAACCUUCCAAAAUUCCACCAAUCGGUAACCUACCAACAGGUUUAUACGAAAAUACAUGUGAAAAGCGCUGUUACGGUAAUAAUACGAUCAAUUACAACCAAGAUCACGUGAAAAUUAAAAACCACUAUGAUAUAGAAUACGAAGAUAUUCAAAGGGAAGUGCAAAAUUACGGUCCAGUCUCAAUGGCUUUCAGAGUUUUCGAUAAUGACUUCUUCCUUUACAAAAGUGGUGUUUAUGAAAAAACUACAAAUUCGGAAUUUAUUCAAUGGCAAUAUGCCAAGUUAAUUGGAUGGGGAGUCGAGAAUGGUGUAGACUAUUGGUUGUUGGUAAACUCUUGGGGAUAUGAAUGGGGACAGAAUGGAUUGUUCAAAAUCAAAAGGGGCACAGAUGAAUGCAACAUCGAAACUUUUGUUCAUGCAGGUGAACCUCAAUUAAUAUAAUAAUAUUAUGUUCUUAUGAAACAAUAAUAUUUGUCAUUUUAAACCAACUUGAAACAAUAUUCAAAUACUUAGAACUAAAUUAUUCGACUGUAUUUAAUAAUAUAAUAUUUUAUUCAAAAUGUACUGUUAUUUUAUCAAUAAUAAAACUGUAUUAUUACAUUGAAAAUUGAAUACAAGGUUUCUCAUAAGUUGUGGUUAAUGCAAAUUAAAAAAAAAGUUGAGCAUAAA